UAAGUAUCAAUCCAAACAAAAAAUAACACUUAAUACAAAUUCCAUCAAAUCUCUUCCAUAUAUUUCCAUUAAUUUGAUUUUCCUCUCUUAGCUUGCAACUUUGUCCACUUUGGGAUAUUGUGGUUUUUGCAUAAGAGGGAAAACCAAUAUUUUGCAUUUGAUAUUCAUCAAGAUGUCAACACAUUGUGUAAGCAUUAUCAAGAAUUUCAACUUGUCUUCAAAGAUGAAAGAAGAAGAUUAUGAUCAUGAGCAAGUGAUCAAAGAUCAACCAAUUAAAAUAUUUGAUUGGAGUUCAAUUUUAUCUUCUUCAAAGAAUGAAGAGUCAUCUUCAACUAGUCUUUAUGUUCAUCCUCUGGACAAAAGCUCGAGAAAUUCGUUGAGUGAAAAAAGUCUUGAAAUUUGUACUGAGAGCCUUGGAUCAGAGACUGGAUCUGGCUCUGAUUGUUUUCUCUCUUCACCUACAUCUGAGCACGAAGAUUCGAAUGAUGACAAACACGAUCAUCAUCAUUAUUACCAUCAACAACAAUAUUCUGUUGUCUCAGAGUCCUUUGAGGAUUUUCAUGUUUAUAAUCAUAGCAAGAGAUUGAUAUCUUCUUCAAAGUCUUUUCCUCCUUCUCUUCCUUCUAUUCACAUGCAAUCACAUAGACAAAAUGGUAGAUUGAUUCUUGAAGCGGCUUCCAUUUCACCUAACAAUAGUCUCCAUGCUCAACGCCUUGACGGUCACCUUCUUCUCACCGUCAUCAAUCAAAAUAAUUAUGAACAUGAAAUAGAGAAACGCGAGGAUGAAGUUGAAGAGUUUGAGAAAGUGUUCGAUGAUAUUCAAGAAGUUGAAGGUAAAGAAAUACCCCACUCAGACAGUGGUGGUGGUGAUGAAGAAGAGUUUGAGAAAGUGUUCGAUGAUAUCCAUGUUUCCUUUUGAGAUGUUUCUAUGACAGGUAAUCUUAGAUACGCGUUUCGAUAGUAAUUAAUUGAAGUUCAGAAAAAAAUAUUAUUAUCUAGUUUCAAUAAAAUAAAAAAAUCUUUAAAAUACAUACAAUAAUCAAAUGAUUUCUAAUUUCAUGUUCAAUUCUUUAUUUAAUCUUCAACAACUAAUUGUUGUUUAAAUAAAUUUUUAUUUACUUUGAUGUUUGUAAUUAGACAUAUUUCAAAAAUUAUAUGCCAAAUUUGAUAAUGUCACAAGUAUUUAUACUUGUUCCAGCCAAUAAUUAUUGGAACCAUAUGCUCUUUAUACAAAAAAAAAGAAAAGAAAAAGAAAAAGAAAUUCUAUAUAUGGUCAUAUUUGUUUCAUUAUGAUUCUUUGUUAAUGGAAAAAAAUAUAUAUCAUUUUCAUAUACUUGAUCACACUUACAAUAUGUAUUGUAUUCACAUAUAUUAAAUGAUGAUGAUUGAAGGUUUCUUUUUUUUUCUUUUUCAAAAGUAAAUAGAGAUAACGAAAUUCGCCAAAAGAAAAAAAUAUAUCUUGAGAACUUCAAUUACAAGUCGGUGAUAUUAUGAUUUUUACGAGAAAAAAAAUAUUAUAUUUAUAUAUUCUUAAGAUAAUUUAAUUUUAAAAAUUUUAAUUUAUUUUUUAAUCAGAUGAUUUAUAAUUGCAACUAUAUCUAAGACGUCUUUUUUAUAACGCUCAUUAUUUUUGGAAAAAAAAUUAUAUCUAAUCAAAUAAAUCUUACAAAUUUAGACAAAAAUAGAUAUAUUUUACAAAAGUCAUUUAAUAUUCAAUAUACUUGCUUCAAAUUAAUAAUCCCUUUAUUGUCAAAUAAAUCCAAUAAGCAUUUACACUUGAAUUAAGAGAUACAAACUAUUAUUAUAAAUGAAAGUUGAAAAAUGACAUUGCAAAGUUAAAAUUAUGUUUAAACAUGUAUUCUAUUUUUUAAAAAGAUCAAAAUGGUAAUUGGUAAAAGAAAAUUAGUAAAAAAAGAAUUAUCUCAAAACUAACCAAAAGAUUAAUUAAUAUACAAGUAAAUAGGGACAGAAGAAUUUUUUUUUUGUCUUAGUCUCUAUUACGUUGUAUCUCAUUAUAUCACAUUCUAUUAAUAUAAUUUAAAAACAAAUCACCAUGUUGAUUCUGUCGAGAGGUCAUACUGACCACAAAUAGAUAGAUUAAUGACGAGUUCUUGCCAGACUAAGAGCUUUAUCAAAUAAAUCGCUUUUCACGACAUUUUUUUUUCAUUUCUAUAGAAACAUAUAAAUUACAGUCUAAUAAGUUUUGAAUUUUGUAAUGAUUGUGGAUUAA
Solanum lycopersicum (tomato) is the source of this 2230-nucleotide messenger RNA. NCBI's taxonomy places the organism in Eukaryota, Viridiplantae, Streptophyta, Magnoliopsida, Solanales, Solanaceae. The record is from RefSeq and is a predicted model, not a curated record.